AUGAGCGAGGUCCUGGCCAAAUUCGUCGACGAUCUCGUCAAGGAGCAACGAGAAGCCGCCCAUGCCAGCCAGCUCGGUAACGACGUCGAAGUGCCGGUGUUUGCUGAGCGCGUCAAUCUCCUCAGCGACACUGUGGUCGAGAUCGCCACCCUCAACGCCGCCGACGACAAGCUCGUGCUCAAGCUACUAUUCCAGACGUCCACCGUGCUCGGUAUCGUCGUCAAGUAUAAUGUCCACUACCUGAGACUUGUGGGCACCGCCUCGGCCCCGUCGCGUGAGCUUGGUGCUGUUGGCGCUGCUCUCGGCAAGAUCAACGCCGACGUCAGUUUCCACGUGCAACGGUGGUUGCUGAAGUUUAUGGAGAUUGGCGACCGCUACUGGAAACUCAAACCAGUGGUUCCCGAAGUUUCUCGCUUGCUUGAAGACAUCCUUGAGUUGGUGACGAUGGACCGACUGGAAGAAGCGCGGUUUUUGGACAAUUGCGACCGCUUGCUCCAAACGGUGCUGGACAUCCUCUACAACACUGUCGACGUUGAACUCAAGUACUUCAGCGUCGUCGCCAAGUUCCUCGCUACCACAUACUACAUGGGCCAGUCGCAACUUGUGGUGCGGUUUGUCGUCGACAAGCGGUGGCUGCUGCGGACCGGGAUCACUGCUAUCAGUGCUCGCGUGUGUGACUUUAAGGACUUGGACAUGUUCUACCGGUAUAUGGCGUUCAACUUAGUGCAGUACCGGAUGGUGCUUAACCAGGCCGACCCGGAAGCCCCUGAUGCCGAGCCCUAUUUCAAGGUACUCCUCGCCAUGCCCAACCAGUCGCUUGAUCUCUACCAGCAAGAUCCUGCCGCCGCUGAUGUCGCCGCUGACCCUGAAGCCCAGCGCAACUGGUUGGCGUACACUGAGCGUCGAGCCUACCCAGGUAACGGCCAUUUGGACUUAGGGUACGACGACCCCGAACGCAACCCGCGCCAGGUACCUCGGGGCAUGAAGCCGCACCCGAAGAGCCGGGAACGGCGGGAAGUGGCGUGGCUCUACUGUGUCAACUACUUACUCACCGUGAGAUCGAUCCAAGCGGUGGUCGAUGGUCCCGAAGUGUUCCACCGUGAAUUGAACUAUUUCGUUGCCGAUCUCUCUACCCACUUGACCAACCAUCUCAGCAUGAGCUCCCAGCCGAGUCUGACCCACCUGCUGGUGGUUAACGUCCGCGAGCUUGAGGCGUACCACCAGGCGUCGAUCGCCCAGACCGUGGGUAAUCCGCUUCGGGCGCGACUGAUUGCCACCAUUACCACGUCUGGCUCGUACAAGGAGCAGUUGGUGCUUGUGGUACAGUUCUUCCGCUACUUCAGCGACGGCAAAUUGAAGGACUUAUUACGCCGGUUUGAGGACGAAUUCGGUACCUAUUCUACCCGCUUCGCCAACCAGCCGGGCAAACAAGUAUACCUCAACGGCUUGCGCCAAAUCUACAUGCGGGUGGCAUGGCUCUUUGCCCGCUACCACUCGGUGUUCAUGUUGAACGCGCCUCCCCUCGAAGGGCUCGACGGCGAGUUUGGGUUGACCCCACGCGUCGCGCCCCUGAUCAACCACUUGGUGAAUAUCCGUCGCGAGAUCGACGACAUGAAUCGUAUCAUCCACCGCAAUCCGUGA
Molecule: messenger RNA, 1641 nt
Organism: Diutina rugosa
Lineage: Eukaryota; Fungi; Ascomycota; Pichiomycetes; Serinales; Debaryomycetaceae
Exons: 1
Coding region: 1-1641 (546 amino acids)
Source: RefSeq, a predicted model, not a curated record